UUUCACAGAAAAUGGCUGUUUCAUUCCAACGUUCUCAUAAAGGAGUUUACUGAAGAAAUGAAGUAUGAAAUUAGAAUUUAGAUCACGCAGGGGAAAUCAAGUCGAAGUUAACUCAUGCAAGAAAAUGCUCUAAUAUACAAAAGGUGCUCACUGAGGAAGAAAAACUUCAUCAGAGCUGAGAUCAAGGCUGUCUUUGAAAGACGUGUAGCUGGUAAGCAGAUAGCUUCAUAUAUACUGAAUAUAUAUCCUGGAUCCAAAGUGGAUGAAGGGAGAAGAUAAAAAAGGGAAAGGAGGCUGUAUGUCGGCGGUGUUUAAACCAAAUGCUGCAUCAUGCCUCGCUCCCUGACUGGUGUCCAGACAUGUGGGUCAGGAGCGUGGCGUCUCGGACGUACUUGCAUUUACAGAGUAUCUGAUUUGUUCCUUGGUGCAGUGUGAAUGAGUACAAGAUCCAAGAACCUUCAUGCGCUUGCUAAAGAGUUGCUCUGUAGCAAGCACAUGAAGGUUCUUGGAUCUUGUACUCAUUCAUGAUGGAUUGAGCCAGAUAUGUCAGGUCAAGUCAGCUGAGGUUUUACUGAUGUUCCUUUAUAUAACUAGUGGAACAGGAAUGAAAUGCAGAACCAUGGGAGACGAGAGACUCACAAAUAUCAGUGUGUGAGUGUGAGUGUGUGUGUAAUGUUAUACCUGUUCAGUGUAUAUAAUUGAUACUCCAGAAGUACAUGAGAAGACACCAGUGCAAACAAUUUUCUGUAAGGUAUAGCCUCCUACCCUAUUGUGCAACUGGGUAGGACGUGUCAUAGCUGUGUUACAAAGUGCACAUGUGAAUGAUGGGUGUUGGAAAGGGUUUGAUGGGUGUUGGAAAGGGUUUGAUGGGUGUUUGGAGACUGAUGGUAUUGAAGUCUGACACUUCUCAGGAAAGAAGUGUGUAUAAAGCCUGGUGGUAGUGCUCUGGUGUCAGGAGGAUGAAGAGUUCAUGUGAUGUACAUCUGCAAGAGGUUCACAGAAGUAAAAGACCUUAUGGAGAUAGGAUAUGUAGUCAGAGUUAGGGAAGGCUUUAUGCAAGGUUUAUUUCAUGACAUGACAUCUGCUAACCUGUGCCCCCUUCUGGCCUACUCCUCUCUUUUGCUACUAUCUCGGUAAAGAUGUUGCUGAAGCAGAUUAUUAAACUGGGAUGUGCAGGGACCUCGUUCAGUCCUCUGGGUUCUUUAGAUUCCUCUCACUUCCCACAAAAAAAUUACAGUAGGUUUAUUGGAGAAGAUAAAUCGCCCCUGUGUGUGAAUGAGUGUGAAUGUGUGUACCUGCAAUAGACUGUGUAUUCCCACCUCACACUGGGAUGGGUUCUGGAUCCACCAUGAACUUAGGCUAGGUUUUGGAUCCACCCUGAACUUGGGCUAGGUUCCGGAUCCACCGUGAACUUGGGCUAGGUUCCGGAUCCACCGUGAACUUGGGCUAGGUUCCGGAUCCACCGUGAACUUGGGCUAGGUUCCGGAUCCACCGUGAACUUGGGCUAGGUUCCGGAUCCACCGUGAACUUGGACUAGGUUCUGGAUCCACCGUGAACUUGGACUAGGUUCUAGCUCUACCAUGACCCUGACCAGGAUACAGCAGAUACUGAAAGUAAUUGAGAAAGCUCAUUUUAAUUGAUUAAAAUAAUUUAAACAAAUAACAACUAUACACUAUAUAAUUGCACACUAUACUAAAUAUUACAUACAUUGUUUUGUUCAGUCUUUAAAAAAGAAAUAUAUAGCUCAGUAGAUCCAGAUCUGCUUUCUGACUCGUGAAUCAAAGGAAUCGACCGCAAAUACGAUUCAUUAGAAGCAAAAGAAUCGAAUCUCUAAAGUGAGUCAUAUUGCCCUUCGCGCUACCUAAGAGCUCCUGCUGCCCCCUUGUGGCCAAAUGAUAAAACUUCCCUGCUGUUGAUUGCAGGCUGGGGUUUAAUUAGCUCCGAACUGGGUGCAGGUGUUAAAGCUGGAGGUUUCUCUGACUCCCUCACCGCCUUUCUGUUGGUCGUGUGGUGACUUAUUAUAAGCAAGAAAGCGAUGUUUGGUGUUAUAUGCCUCGUCUUUACGUUAAUUAACGGUGGAAUUGGUGAGUUAUAACGUACUUCUAUUAAUUAUUAAUUCUCCUGAAGGAAAAUAUUGAGAAGUCAAGUUUCAAGGCAUGUAAAAUUCAAAAUGUACAAAAACUCCAAACAAAAGCAUUGUAUAUCAAAAGCUAUUUCUCUCGCAGACUUUUUGGUCAUCUUCUUACUUUUUCUUCACACAUUUAAAGCCGGCAAGCUUUCCACUUUGGAUGGAGCCGCAUCACAUCAGGUUUAUAAAGAAAACGCCACAAAUGAGAACAGUGUCGAAGCUAUAGCCGGUGUGAGAACCUUCACUACGGAGGAGGGGGCGGAGCCACGGAUUGUGGGCGGGAAAGAGGCGUGGCCUCACUCCUGGCCCUGGCAGGUAGUGCUGAGUUUUGCCGACAUGCCAGCCUGCGGUGGUGCAAUCAUCAACGAGAACUGGAUCGUCACAGCCUCCCACUGUUUCAGACGAUAUUCUAAAGAAUCCUUCUGGACAGUGAUGGCUGGGAAACAUGAUCUGGAAAAUGAAAAGGAGUCCAGCCAACAGACUUCCAAAGUGGCUAAAAUCAUCAACCACGAGGACUACAACGGCAUAACCAAACAGCACGACAUCGCUCUGAUGAAGCUGCAGACUCCUCUGGUGUUUAACAAGUACGUGAGGCCCAUUCCUGUGUGGAGCGGAGAGUUACCUUCACUGAAACGAUGCACCGUUACAGGCUGGGGUUCCACUACUGAGAGUGGCCCGCGUGCAACCAAGCUUCAAGAGGUCAACAUUACCAUACUGGAGACUGAUACCUGUCUGCAAUUUUAUGGAGGAGUCAUCCGUUCCUCUAUGAUGUGUGCUGGAGAGGUGACGGGAGGUGUGGAUGCCUGUCAGGGGGAUUCUGGGGGUCCUCUGUCCUGCUUCACAGGAGAGCGCUUUGAAAUUGCCGGAAUCGUUAGCUGGGGAGUGGGCUGUGGCCGUGCUAAGAAACCAGGCGUCUACACCAGAGUUGCGUCUUAUGACCAGUGGAUUAGUUCUAACAUUGACGAUCAACUCGGCACUGACGGUACACGGCAGUUGUUACCAGCAAGUAGAAAAUUACCUCCUUCCUCUGAAGCUGCAGUGAAAAAGUGUGGCCAGGCCGAGGUGAAACCCUGCAAUCUAGAUCAAGGCUCCAUAGGCUUCGAGACAUCUGACCCCAGUGGAGAGCUGAGAGUGGUAAACCUGAUGGAGGCGUGUCCUCACUCCUGGCCCUGGCAGGUCAGCUUGCAAAGUGAAGAAAACCACUACUGCAGUGGGACCCUCAUAGACGAGCGCUGGGUUCUGACCGCACGCCACUGCCGGGCCGAAGCUGGAGAUAUCGUGGUACUUGGUGCUCAUGAUCUCAAUGCCGUAGAAGUUCAGCGUGCAACAGUCAAGGCAGUGUACAGCCAGCCGUAUGAUGGCAGCUACCCUCCACUCCAUGACCUCUCUCUCCUCUACCUCAGUGUUCCAGCUCGAAUAGGAUCUUCAGUAUUCCCAGUUUGUUUGUCAGAUGAAGACUGGAGGUUUGAUCAAGGCUUGUCUUGUGUGACAACCGGAUGGGGAUAUAGAAGGUCAACACCGAAAGUGAGUCCUGACGUUCUGUAUCAGGCCCAAGUGAACCCUCUAUCUGAGCAGGCCUGCUGGACCGGUUGGGGUCAGGUUUUCAGCUCUAAUGCCCUCCUGUGCACACAGUCUGCUGCCUCAUCAUCCUGCCUGGGCGAUGCUGGAGCACCACUUCUGUGCCAAAAGAAUGGACGGUACUAUCUGGCUGGCAUAAUGGCAUUGGGGCUCAAGCGCUGUGAUCAACAGAAACCAGCCAUCUUCACUAAUCUGUCCAGGUUCCGGUCCUGGAUUGAUAGAACAAUGACCAAUGAAGGAUUCUAAUCCCAAAAUAACGCAACUUUUUAACUGUUUUGUACGUCUUGGAGCACUAUAUCUGCAAGAAAGAACGUGAAGGAAAAUUCCAAUCUGAAAUGCAUUAAAUAUAUUUAUACAGAAAUAUUUUUGGUAUGCUAGUUUGUUUUAGUGUAUUUUUCAUUAUUCCUUGGAGAUGGUGGUGCAGUUACAAACUAAACAACUAAAAUGCUGCAUCACUGCCCUGAUGUAGAGCAAAAGCAAGGCAAAAUCCAACUGCAUCAUUUGCACUGUGGGUAAUGUAGGGAAAUGCUAACUAAAGAGAAAAUGUACUGAAUUGUUGCAUGCCACUGAAGAUCACCUACUAAUUUAAUG
This is a messenger RNA of Hemibagrus wyckioides, 4297 nucleotides long. It is a transcript of the gene ovch1, whose product is annotated as ovochymase 1. Gene Ontology annotation, biological process: proteolysis. The record is from RefSeq and is a predicted model, not a curated record. Lineage: Eukaryota; Metazoa; Chordata; Actinopteri; Siluriformes; Bagridae. Gene Ontology annotation, molecular function: serine-type endopeptidase activity. The transcript is spliced from 13 exons. The coding region runs from base 2171 to 3952 and encodes 593 amino acids.